Molecule: messenger RNA, 3601 nt
Organism: Malania oleifera
Lineage: Eukaryota; Viridiplantae; Streptophyta; Magnoliopsida; Santalales; Ximeniaceae
Product: casein kinase 1-like protein HD16
Exons: 18
Coding region: 717-2828 (703 amino acids)
Biological process (GO): signal transduction; endocytosis; peptidyl-serine phosphorylation
Cellular component (GO): cytoplasm; nucleus
Molecular function (GO): protein serine/threonine kinase activity; ATP binding
Source: RefSeq, a predicted model, not a curated record
UUUGAUCCCUUGAGAAGGGACAAAUCAGUGGGGAAUCUGAAUUCUCCAUUCCCCUGAUUUCCUACUCAUCUUAAAAUAGUAUUCCCUGGAUUUUAAUUCUCAUCGUCAUCUUUCAUUUUCCAUUUCCUUCACAAGCUCUGCAUGUAACUUCACUGACAACCAUUGCCAACUGGUUUUAGAUCUUUAAUUAUGAGACAUCCCAAUAUUUGCUCAUACCAUUUCUUCUCCUCUUUUUUGGGUAACAUCAUUUGGUGUCAGUGCUUUGCACAUUAGAUCACAGUCCCCAUUGGGUGGAUCACAGGGUCAUAGGAGAGGCGACAUCAAAGACUUUCCUCAGAUCCAACGGUGAGGAAAUGGGCUGUGACCCCAAAUGGUCAAGUCACGUGACGAUAACCCUUUGAUUCGCCAUCGCCAGAGCAUUUGCAAGUGUGCGUUAGAUGCCCAUGGGAGGAAGCGGCUCGGCCACCCACUACAUGGUAGUUCCCGAUGCUAUCGUGCGCACGUAGGCACCCUGUGCACUGUCCGUCCCACCUCACACACCACCGAGUCGCCGACUGUCUUCCUCUUAUAGACCCCCUCUUGCCCAAAACUCCCUAUUGAUUGCAAUCCGACCUUGUUGAACUUUCAUCCGCAAUCCUCGAUCUUAGAGGUAAAUUCAAAGUUGGCAUUUUGGGUUGGUGGUGAAACGUUGAGGCUUUAUUUUGCAUGGGAAGAGAAUGCCAGAUUUGCGAAGUGGAGUUCGCCGAUCAAAGAGGGUCAAUAAUGCACAGGAGAAUGCUGCUGUUUUAGUCCCAACUGCUCGGCGUGCUGCGGGAAGGGGUAAUGGCUCCAAGGCUCCAAUAGUAAAAACACCUCCAAGUAAUCCUGUUAAUCCGGUGGAUCUACAUCCAAGGCCAAGGCCAGUUGGUAGAGGUAGAGGGGCUAGAGCAAUGAAUCAAGAUAAGAAUGCUGAGUUUCUUGGUGCUGGGUUUGGUGGGCAAGGGCGCACAGGCUUGGACUUAGCUGCAGGAGAGGCCAUUCAUAAUCGCAAUGAGUUGGUUGCAGAGAAAGGUGCUGAAAAAAUUGCUGCUGUUGAGGAGGAAGGCAGCACGGGUCCACUUCCUGAGAGGGUACAGCUUGGCAAUUCACCGCUCUACAAGUUAGAUAGAAAGCUGGGCAAAGGGGGGUUUGGGCAAGUUUAUGUUGGAAGAAGGGUGACUGGUGGCGUAGGAUGCACUGGCCCAGAUGCUUUUGAGGUUGCUUUGAAGUUUGAGCAUCGAAAUAGUAAAGGGUGCAGUUAUGGUCCUCCUUUUGAGUGGCAAGUUUACAGCACUCUUAAUGGUUGCUAUGGGCUUCCCUUGGUCCAUUAUAAAGGUCGACAAGGAGAUUACUAUGUACUUGUCAUGGACAUGCUGGGCCCUAGUCUAUGGGAUGUUUGGAACUCUAACAAUCAGAUGCUGUCAGAAGAGAUGGUUGCUUGUAUAGCAAUGGAGGCAAUAUCAAUAUUAGAGCAGCUUCAUUUUAGAGGUUUUGUGCAUGGAGACGUAAAACCAGAGAACUUUUUGCUUGGUCAACCCGGAACAGUGAAUGAGAAGAAGUUGUUUUUGGUUGAUCUUGGUUUAGCUUCGAGGUGGAGGGAUGCAUCUUCUGGUCGUCAUGUUGACUAUGACCAAAAGCCUGAUGUUUUCAGGGGAACUGUACGGUAUGCUAGCGUACAUGCUCAUUUGGGUAGAACAGGAAGCCGAAGGGAUGAUCUUGAGUCAUUAGCUUACACUCUAAUAUUUCUCCUGAGAGGAAAGCUUCCUUGGCAAGGUUUUGUUGGAGAAAACAAAGGAUUUCUUGUUUGUAAGAAGAAGAUGGCAACUUCUCCUGAGAUUCUUUGUGGCUUUUGUCCACCUCCGUUUCAACAAUUUCUUGAGAUGGUAACCAACAUGAGAUUUGAUGAAGAACCUAAGUACUCCACGCUCAUUUCUCUUUUCAACAAUAGUGUAGGUUCUAAUGCAUUACUGCGACCAAUCAGCAUAGAUGGAGCUCUAAAGGUGGGUCAGAAGAGGGGAAGGUUGAUUGUUGAGGUGGAUGACGAAGGCCAACCUAGGAAGAAAGUUCGAAUAGGUACCACGGCUACUCAAUGGAUCUCAGUUUAUAAUUCGAGACCGGCGAUGAAGCAGAGAUACCACUUCAAUGUAAUGGAUUCAAGAGUUCACCAGCAUGCGGAGAAAGGAAAAGAAGAUGGCUUGUUCAUUAGUUGUGUAGCUUCUGCAACAAAUUUGUGGGCCAUCGUUAUGGAUGCAGGGACAGGAUUCACAUCUCAGGUUUAUGAGCUGUCCCCUUUUUUCCUGCACAAGGACUGGAUUAUGGAACAGUGGGACAAAAAUUAUUAUAUCAGUUCAAUUGCUGGUGCACUUAAUGGCAGCGCCUUGGUGGUAAUGUCCAGGGGCAUGCCUUACACUCAACAGUCCUACAAAGUUAGUGAUGUAUUUCCUUUCAAAUGGAUCAAUAAGAAGUGGAAGGAAGGUUUCUUUGUUACCUCCAUGACUACUGCAGGGAGCAGAUGGGGCAUCGUAAUGUCUAGAAAUGCAGGUUUUUCUAAUCAGGUUGUUGAACUUGAUUUUCUUUACCCAAGUGAAGGGAUCCAUAGAAGAUGGGAAAGUGGAUAUCGGAUUACCUCUACCGCUGCAACAGCAGAUCAAGCUGCAUUUAUACUCAGUUCAUUUUCAUCAAAGAGAAAAUCACUAGAUGUGACGCAAGAAACUCUACGAACAUCUGCCUUUCCUAGUACCCAUGUUAAGGAUAAGUGGUCAAAGAAUUUGUAUAUUGCGUCCAUAUGUUAUGGUAGAACAGUGUCUUGAAGACUGAAAUGGGAGCGCAGAGAGAACAGACUGCUUGCAGGUUAGAGUCAGGUUGGUGGUUUGCCUGAACGUGUCUCUGGCCAUCUGAUUCUAAGCAACAUAUAGGAUUGGGAACACAUAAUCGGCAGGGUAUGUGUGGGCAAAUUACUUAUUCAGAGGAUGGUUUCUUGUAUUGAUUGUAGAGAAGCUCCGCGUGACUGUGGCGAAGUGACAACCUAUCAAUAAUAGACCGUUUUUGAAUAGGGUUGCAGUCUAGAACCUGGAAAGUUUGUGAGAUUCUCAUAGAAUGGGAGAUCAGACAUGUUUUUUCACUUCAGUUUGGUAUGGGAGGGAAUCUUGGAUCACUGGUCUGAAAAGUGUGACUUCGCAGAUCUAGAAGCAGUUCAUCUUGAAAGUGCUUGUGCCAUUUCCUGGGGCAAACCACGAGGAAUUUCAAUCCACAAAGGUAUUUUCAUUAUCUCAUGCAGUAGCUGUGUACAAAUGGGGAACUGUAUCUAUUGUUAAUGGUUAAAGUAACUUCAUUAUAAUGGAGUGUUUCACACAACCCAUUGCCCAUUGCUUGGGAUUUGAAAUAGGUUUAUCCUUGUGUUCAACAAAACAGUGAAAGUCAUUGAACAAAUGUAAACUUCUCUCUCUCUCUCUCUCUCUCUCUCUCUCUCUCUCUGCUGGAAAUCGUUGUAUUGUCUUCUUUGGUGCUGUUGUAAUAUUCUUAUUAAUGUGAAGCAAAAGCAAACCUGUGAUCCUUUUUGGGCAGGAAGAGACGCUUUCAUUCA